Molecule: messenger RNA, 1499 nt
Organism: Heterotrigona itama
Lineage: Eukaryota; Metazoa; Arthropoda; Insecta; Hymenoptera; Apidae
Source: the annotation of a GenBank genome assembly
AUGGACGAUAAAUUACGUCAAAUGGAAGAUGAGAUGAAUAGGUAUGUUGGUUAUAAACAUACACAAUGUUUCUAACCUAUUAUAGUUUCAUUCACUGGUUCUUCUAUGUAUACAUUACUUUCUAUCAUGCAAUUAAUUAUCUGUUUUAAAAACUAAUUUUUUAUAAAACAAACAAGUUCUUGUACAAAUAUAUGAUUAAAAAUUUAUAGUCAAAGUACUAAUGCCAUUAAUUGAUCAUAAAUUUGUAUUAUUUCUUAGAUUUGAGGCUGAGAUUGGUAGUCAGUUGGUUACACCAAUGGUCAGGCCAGUAAUUGGUGCGAAUACUUACAAUCAAGUGGCCAGACAGUUGGAACAGCAUGAACUUCCAACACCGGUUGUUGCUGCUGCAGCAGCUAGUUUAGCUUUUCCUCCAAUAAUUGGAUUUCCACCGCCACCACCACCACCACCUCCUCCACCUCCACCACCGCCAAUGUUAAUUCCACAACAAGUAGCAAGACAAGGUGCCGUCCCUUCUAUUACGACAUAUUCAUCACCUGCGCAAAUAAGUAAUCCAUACUUACCAAAUAUGGUGGAUCCUUGUUUAAGUGCUACUCCAAAAACUUAUGAAUCUACAUCGACACCAAUGAUUCAUCCCGAAAUUAUUGAACAGAUUAUCAAUACAAAGAUUCCAGAAGAUGACACUAAAAAGAAACCCAAGGUGAAAGGUGUUAGUACUGCAGCAGAAUUAGCGAUUAGUCAAGGGAAGGCAAGUUCUAUCAUGGCCAAUGCUAGUGCUGAAGAGACUCAUCCUAAAGGUAAAGGAAAGAAAAAUAAGAAGAUUGUACGAAUGGCUGGUGGACAAAUAUGGGAGGAUCCUUCCCUGCUAGAAUGGGAUGAAGACGAUUUCAGAAUAUUUUGCGGAGAUUUGGGAAAUGAUGUCACGGAUGAGAUGUUGGUGAGAGUCUUUGGCAAGUAUCCGAGCUUUCAAAAAGCAAAAGUAGUCAGAGACAAAAGAACAAACAAGACGAAAGGAUUUGGAUUUGUAUCGUUCAAAGACCCACAAGACUUUAUCAAAGCAAUGAAAGAAAUGAAUGGUGAGUUAAAUAAUUUCUUAUUAUAACAACUUAAAUUAGAUUAUGUUCUUAAAUGUACAUAUAAAGAAAUUGAUUUUGAUACAACCAAACGUAGCUAAACGUUUAAAUUUUCGUUUAAAAUUUAUUGUAUUGUGUUUCUGAAUCGUGUAAGCAAAAAGACUGAAUGGUAAUUUUGUACGUAACGAGGUAGAGUCAUCCAAGGAAGUAGUAAAAUUUCAACUUUCAAAACUGAAACUUUAACGAAAAUUUAAAGAACUAGGCGACUUUUUGAAAUAAUUACUUAUAAUUGACAAAGUUAAGAAAUUCCUUAGUAGAUUAAAUUAAAAAUUCUGAAAGAAAGUAUUCCAGAAGUAAGUAUAAAUAGAUAACGAACAACAUGAAGAAGUUAUUGUUAUUUGCGGUGGCCUUUUAGAAAAAGAUUCGUAG